Molecule: messenger RNA, 3229 nt
Organism: Mobula hypostoma (lesser devil ray)
Lineage: Eukaryota; Metazoa; Chordata; Chondrichthyes; Myliobatiformes; Myliobatidae
Gene: pibf1
Product: progesterone immunomodulatory binding factor 1
Exons: 18
Coding region: 155-2434 (759 amino acids)
Biological process (GO): cilium assembly
Cellular component (GO): centriolar satellite
Source: RefSeq, a predicted model, not a curated record
UCCGGAGCAGGGAAGGCUGCUGUGUUCCCGUAGAGAGGACGCGGUCCUCCAAGCCGGGAGGGGUGCUGUCGAUCUCUGUCUGAUGGCGAUUACCGGGGUUCUGUUGGUGGCGGAAUCCAGCGCCUUCAUCCUGUAAGUUAUCCAGAGGAAAACCAUGUCUCGAAAGAACUGUAAAGAUGAGAACAAAGCCCAUGUAUCCAGCUCCUUUGAGUCUGAGGAUAUUAGUUUGGAAACAACUGUGCCAACCGAUGAUGUAUCUUCAUCAGAAGAGAGGGAAGCUUCAACCAAAGUCACGAAGCAACUCAUUGAGAGGAAGGAGCUUCUUCACAACUUACAGCUGUUGAAGAUUGAGUUAUCGCAAAAAAAUUUGGUGAUUGACAACCUGAAAGUAGAAUAUCUCACGAAAAUAGAAGAUUUGGAGGAACGAUUGAAUGAUUCUCUUCACCAGAAACAAUUACUACAAGUCCGUUUGGAAAAUCAACUGAAAGUUCAGCAGGAUGAUGCCAGAAGACGCCAAGAUCUAAGAAAGCAAGAAAUGGAGACUAUUUUAGAAAGGCAGAAACAACUUGAACAGACAAAUCAGCAGCUGCAAGAACGAGCAGGUGACAUUCGCCGCAGUUUACGAGAUUUGGAUCUGACUGAAGAUCAGUACUUGGAGUUAAAAGCUAGACCUGAAGAUCAGCUUUCCAUCCCAGAAUAUGUAUCUAUGAGAUUCUAUGAAGUAGUCCGACCCUUGCGAGAAGAGAUUGAAGAGCUUCGACAGAAGAAAGCUAGCCUUUGGGAAGAGAGCAACUGUCAGAAAAACCAGCUAAAUAGCUUAAUGGAGAACUAUGAAUCUGAAAGGAAAGCUCGCUCCGAUCUGCAAGUCCGUUGUCAGCGCCUUGUAUUGGAACUAGCUGACACCAAACAACUUAUCCAGCAGUCAGACUAUAAGAGGGAGCAUUACGAUCAUGUAAAACGAGAGAGAGAUGCACUUGAUACGGAGGCUUCAGAGCUCAGAAAAAGGCUGGAACUACUUGAAAUCACACACAAAGCACAAACUAAGGAGAGAAAUGAUUUAUCCAAAGAGGCAGCAGCAAUGCAGCAAUCUAUUAACUUGCUGCAAAAAGAUAAAGAAUACUUGAAUCGCCAAAAUAUGGAACUGAACAUUCGGUGUGCUCAUGAAGAGGACCGCAUAGAACGCCUCCAAACUCAUCUUGAGGAGGCAAAGCGAGCUAGAGAAGAAAUGUAUGAAAAAUAUGUGGUUUCAAGGGACCAUUACAAAAAUGAAUAUGAAGACAAACUUCGACAUGAAUUGGAACAGAUUCGAAUAAAAACAGACCAGGAAAUUGAACAUCUUCGAAGUAGCUCCAAAGAAAUGUAUGAAAGGGAAAACAGAAAUUUAAGAGAAGCAAGGGACAAUGCAAUUGCAGAAAAGGAAAGAGCAACUGAAGCAGAAAAGGAUGCCCAAGCAAAAUAUGACCAGCUUCUAGAACAGUUUAGGCAACUGCAGGUCAACACAGAUAGCCGCGUCUCUGAACUCAUGAAUCAGACAAAAAUAAAAAUGUUUGAAGCAGAGCGAGCUCAGUUGGUACAAGAAGAAACAGCCAAGAAUUUCAAGCAGUGCCAGAUGGAAUGUGAUAAAUAUCAGAAGAAACUUGAGGUUUUAACAAAAGAAUUUUACAAGCUGCAAGCAUCAGCAGACAAGCAUACCAGUGAGCUUCAGACUCAAAACUCCGAGCUUCAAGCUCGAUUGGAGACUUAUGAGAAACUGGAACAGGAACUGGAUGGUGUUAUAAUGCAAUCAGCUGAAAUGGAAAAUGAGGAUGAUGCUGAACGUGUUCUUUUCUCUUAUGGUUACGGUGCUAAUGUUCCCACAACAGCGAAACGCCGCCUUAAACAAAGUGUUCAUCUUGCAAGGAGAUUGUUACAGAUAGAAAAACAAAAUUCACUACUUCGUAAAGAUCUUGAACGUCACAAGCUCCAUGCUGACGAAUUAAGUCAAGAGCUUACAAAUGCAAAAUCUCUACUUGGUCAAGCUCAGCAGCCAUACAGCUACCUUAUUGAGACUGUUCACCAGAGAGACUCUCAGAUCCAGACAUACAAACAACAGAUUUCACAACUAGAGAAUGAAAUAUGUCAGUUAAAAAAAGAAAAAACAGCUUUACUUCGCCUGAAGAACCAAAUGUCAGCAGAUCUGGAGAGACUCUUAAAUCAGAGAGAGGAAUUGGCAGUAAUGAAGCAGGUUGUGAUAAAUUUGCGUAACAAACAGAGUGACAGUGGUUUACCAGGCACCCAGCAUGAAGACAAAACCAAUCCUGUUCCAUAUACAUCAAAAUUAUCUCUCAGUGUUCCCCCAGAUGAGGAUGAAAACGUCUACAAACCAAAACCAACAUUGUUUACAAACAGAGAAUGUCCAGCCUGGUACACAAAGCUGAAGCAAAAAAGUACCUGAUUUUUUUUUGAAGUAAUAUUUAAACAAUUAAACAUUGUGCAUUUUAUUAUCCUACUGAUUUUCUGUGACACAACCUCAAAAUCAAAGAUGCAUUUUUCUGACUUGAGUGCUGUGAAUCUAAUUAUAUGUUGUUUUUGAACCACUAAGAGCACAUUUACAGUAAAUGUCCACUCUAAUCUGCAUUUGUGGUGUAAAUGUAUUCUGAAUCUGGCAUCAUUGCCUGCUUGGCACCACAGGGAACUAGGAUGAACAUGAUCUAUGAUUUCUCUUUGUUAUAUAGCUAGUUCAAGCCUUAAAACUCAAAUUACCUUGUGCAAGAUUAGUACCAAGGUAAUGUCUAAACCACUUUGUCCAAACAUUACAUUUGUAGCGUAAAUUGACCGGUGUGUACAACUGUAAGUGAAAUAAUUUGUCAGUGAUGUUGAUGUGCAGUAAUUUUAUUACUGUACUGGAUAACUAAGUUAUAUUUACAAUCUUGUAUACAUAUUUGAAAAGAAAAUGAUAGUUUUUCAUGUAAUUUAUAACUGGUUACUAUUUUACACAUGCAACACUUUAACAGCUAAUUUAUUUGUAAUAAGUAUAGUUAAUGGAUUAGUAUUGUGCUAAUCCUUUUAUAUUAUGAUAAUGUUUUCUCAUGUUCAACAGCUAUGGGAGAGCACAAAUUAAAAUAAUAAUAUUCCAAACUACAAUGUUACAUAUAAUGUUUUACUUGGUAUUUCAAAUUGUAUGUUUGUAUAUGAGAUGAUUUGUACAUGGUAUUGUUUAAACCUAUUAGACACUUCAUAUUAAAAUGUA